Messenger RNA from Musa acuminata AAA Group (dessert banana), 1871 nucleotides. Its product is annotated as catalase isozyme A. NCBI's taxonomy places the organism in Eukaryota, Viridiplantae, Streptophyta, Magnoliopsida, Zingiberales, Musaceae. Bases 168 to 1703 code for a protein of 511 amino acids. Gene Ontology annotation, biological process: response to hydrogen peroxide; hydrogen peroxide catabolic process. The transcript is spliced from 7 exons. Gene Ontology annotation, cellular component: cytoplasm; plasma membrane; peroxisome. Gene Ontology annotation, molecular function: heme binding; catalase activity. The record is from RefSeq and is a predicted model, not a curated record.
GUUCCACAUCACCUCUGAACUACUUUCCUGUACCCUUCUUCAGUCAGCAUUGGUCUGACCGGGCGGUGAGGGGAAACAACUCUUCCAUUAUUUAAGGCGUCGGAGAGGCAGAGGGCAGCAACAAGCCCCCCUCGCUUCUCUUCCCCUUCCCUUCCCUUAAACCCCCAAUGGAUCCUUACAAGUUCCGGCCUUCGAGCUCUUUCGACACCAACUUUACCACCACAAAUGCCGGUGCACCUGUAUGGAAUGAUGACCAAGCUCUCACCGUGGGAUCCAGAGGGCCAAUCCUGCUGGAGGACUACCAUUUGAUCGAGAAGGUAGCGCACUUCGCUCGGGAGCGAAUUCCGGAGCGCGUCGUCCAUGCACGCGGCGCCAGUGCAAAGGGCUUCUUCGAGUGCACUCACGACGUCACUCACCUCAGCUGCGCCGACUUCCUCCGGGCGCCCGGCGUCCAGACUCCCGUUAUCGUCCGCUUCUCCACCGUCAUCCACGAGCGCGGUAGCCCCGAAACCAUCAGAGACCCCCGAGGUUUCGCCGUCAAGUUCUACACCAGAGAGGGCAACUGGGAUCUCCUGGGGAACAACUUUCCCGUCUUCUUCAUUCGCGACGGCAUCAAGUUCCCGGACGUGAUCCACGCCUUCAAGCCCAACCCCAAAUCCCACAUCCAAGAGUACUGGAGGGUGUUCGACUUCCUGUCGCACCACCCCGAGAGCCUGCACACCUUCUUCUUCCUGUUCGACGAUGUCGGCGUUCCGUCCGACUACCGCCAUAUGGAGGGCUUCGGCGUCAACACCUACACCUUCAUCAACAAGGAAGGGAAGGUGAACUACGUGAAGUUCCACUGGAAGCCCACAUGCGGCGUCAAGUGCCUGCUGGAGGACGAGGCGAUCGUCGUCGGGGGCAAGAACCACAGCCAUGCCACCCAGGAUCUCUACGAUUCCAUCGCCGCCGGAAACUACCCGGAGUGGAAGCUCUUCGUCCAAGUCAUGGAUCCGGAUCAGGAGGACCGGUACGACUACGAUCCGCUCGACGACACCAAGACGUGGCCGGAGGACCUCUUGCCGCUGCAGCCGGUCGGAAGGCUGGUCUUGAACCGGAACAUCGACAACUUCUUCGCGGAGAACGAGCAGCUGGCGUUCGGCCCGGGCCUGGUCGUGCCCGGCAUCUACUACUCCGACGACAAAAUGCUUCAGUGCAGGAUCUUCGCCUACGCCGACACGCAGCGGUACCGCCUCGGCCCCAACUACCUGAUGCUGCCGGUGAACGCCCCCAAGUGUGCUCUCCACAACAAUCACUACGACGGACCGAUGAACUUCGUGCAAAGGGACGAAGAAGUCGAUUACUUCCCUUCAAGACAUUCUACUCUACGUCAUGCAGAGAAAUUUCCUAUUCCAAAUCGCGUCGUCACUGGCAGGCGUGAGAAGACUGUGAUUCCUAAGCAAAAUGAUUUCAUGCAACCUGGAGAGCGUUACCGUUCCUGGGAAUCUGACAGGUACUGCCAUUGUUAUUCUCCCUUCGAUCUUUACAUGUCGUUUGCCUUUUUCGUUCAUCUGUUUAUCUCAGGCAAGAGCGGUUCAUCCGCCGUUGGGCUGAGGCAUUACGCCACCCGAAGGUCAGCUAUGAGCUCCGCAGCAUCUGGAUAUCGUACCUGUCACAGUGCGACGCAACGCUGGGACAGAGGGUGGCGAAUCACCUCAACAUGAGACCAAACAUGUGAUGGGGACGAGGAGCACUGUGGUCUUCGUUGGACUUUGGUUGCUUAUGCCACCCUAAAUAAAGCCAUGUCAAGUCUGCUACAUGUUACAGUCGCAGUUGUUUAUUCGUGCAUUAUCUGAACUGGAACAGAUGACAACAAUGUUCAUCUUCUUCUC